Messenger RNA from Clarias gariepinus (North African catfish), 2334 nucleotides. RefSeq names its product sp1 transcription factor (gene sp1). Gene Ontology annotation, biological process: regulation of transcription by RNA polymerase II. The transcript has 7 exons. Lineage: Eukaryota; Metazoa; Chordata; Actinopteri; Siluriformes; Clariidae. Bases 85 to 1932 code for a protein of 615 amino acids. Gene Ontology annotation, molecular function: RNA polymerase II cis-regulatory region sequence-specific DNA binding; DNA-binding transcription factor activity, RNA polymerase II-specific. The record is from RefSeq and is a predicted model, not a curated record.
UGUCAGUCACCGCCGUUUAGCAGGUUCGGUUGAAUUGUUGGAAGUUUUUUUGUGAAACAGCUUGAGAAACUCCUUCCGUCUAAAAUGAGUGAUCAACAGAGUGACAUAAGCAGGCUGGUGGGGAGCGAUGGAGAAGGGCUUAAAGCCAACAGCUCAGGACAAGACAACCAGCAGCCGUCCCCGUUAGCGCUCUUGGCUGCUACCUGCAGUCGUAUAGAUGAAAGUGACGCGCACCAGGAGGCUGUACAGCUGGACGUGAACGCCGCACAGCUGUCUCAGAACACUAAUGGCUGGCAGCUCCUUCCCCAGAUCAUUUCCCAGAUAAACCCUGGCUUUGAUAAGGGCAUUUCCCAGAAGACGGGCGAGGCAGAGCAACAACAGCAGUUUGUUCUGUCCUCGGCAGCGUUACCGGGGCAGCAGGUCCUCACGGCGCUGUCUGGGGUUUUACCCAACAUCCAGUACCAGGUCAUUCCUCAGUUCCAGACUGUGGAUGGGCAGCAGCUCCAGCUCACCCAGACCUCCCAUGAUGCCUCAGGAACAGGACAGAUACAGCUCAUUCCAUCAACCAGUGGGAGCCAGUCUUUGAUCACCACCACAGCCAAUCAGAGCACAGGAAGUGGAAACAUCUUUACUGUUCCUGGAAUGAUUCCACUUCACAACCUCACCCUGGGAAACUCGGUUCUGACCAAUCAGGCGCCGUUCAUUAACAUGCCUUUACCGCUCAAUAACAUCACUCUGCUUCCUGUUAGCACAGGACCUACCGCGGCUAAAAGUGGCGACGUAUCUGCUGGAGCCAACCAGCAGCUUGUCCAAAGCCAACAGACAACGAUAGCAGCAGUGUCAACGUCGGAGUGUGUCAGCAGCACACACACAUCUUCAAGCACACACACUCCCAGUUCAUACACAGAUGGCGUUUUAGCUCCAAAUAGCACUGUAAGCGCCAGCACGUUCCAGAACAUCGCAGGAAUCACAGUCCAGUCUGACGGCAGGGACACACAGCAGCAGCAGCAACAGAUCCUCAUCCAACCUCAGCAGCUCCUUCAGGGAAUGUCCACUUUAUCAACCAUCCAAUCCGGAGCUAUUUCUGCAGGUCAUGUGAUCACCGCCAACCCACUUCCUCAAGAUGGCCUGCAGAACCUUCAGAUCCAGUCGCUGAAUAAUGGGCCGAUCCUGCUGAGGACGGUCGGGCCGAAUGGACAGGUUAGCUGGCAGACACUUCAGCUACAGAGUCCUGCUGGAGCUCAGAUCACUGUCGCAUCACUUCCUUCUAUGACAUCACUGACUCAGCCUGGCACCAUUAACCUAAACACCGCUGGACUGCAGAUGCAACUUCAGGAAGUUCCACUUACCCUCAACAGUGCAGGUGAUCAGGGAGCUGCGGGAGACAUGGAUGAGUCGGCAUUGGAUCAGAGUUUAGACACGACUCCUCCGAGUCGCCGCUCCCGCAGAGAAGCGUGCACAUGUCCAUACUGCAAGGAUGGAGACGGACGUACUGACCCCAGUAAGAAGAAGCAGCACAUCUGCCACAUCACUGGCUGCGGGAAGGUGUACGGGAAGACGUCUCACCUGCGAGCACACCUGCGCUGGCACUCGGGCGAGCGGCCGUUUUUCUGCACCUGGGCUCACUGUGGGAAACGAUUCACUCGCUCAGAUGAGCUGCAGAGACACCGGCGGACACACACUGGUGAAAAGAAGUUUUCAUGUCCAGAGUGUCCUAAGCGUUUUAUGCGCAGUGAUCACUUAUCCAAACACAUCCGCACUCACACCAAGAAGAAGCCGAUGGGGAGCGCAGAGGGGACACAGGACCUUAUCACCAUGGAUACACUGUCACCGGAUGGCAUGGCACGGUUAGCAAGCAGCGGCAUCAGUGUGGUCCAAGUGGGAGACGGGCAUGCCCUUAACCUCAACACUAACGGCUUCAACUGCCAUUAACCAGGUUCCGAUGGCUGUGAGACAGUUGUAUAUGGUUUUCCUUUUUAAACACACCCCUAAGCCAUUAAGUAGUCAGUUAUCUCUCAUUAAGCCAUGAUGUCACAGGAAUGUCAGAGUGAAUAAUUUAAACACUUAUUGCUUUGUUUUUGUAUAUAAAUUAUAUUUUUCUAAACUCUGUGCCUUUGUUGUGUAUGAUUUGAUGCACAAUCUUAAAAUGUUUUAUAUCAAAUUGAUUAACUAGCAUGAGAGCUUACUGCUGUGUGCAUGUUUGUGCCUGUGUGUGCAUGUGUGUUAGUGUGUGCGACCGCAGACACAAACAGAACACACGCUAAUCUUACACACACACACACACACACACUGUAUCAUGCUAAUUCUGAAUAAAUAAUCUUUCUGUAAUUAAAG